AUGUCGAUCUCGGAAAAUUACGAGGAGCGUCGGUACUACUGGCAGCAAUGGCGGCGCGUCGCCGUCGAGCCAUCGCGGAAGCAGUUCCUGGAUCUCUUGCAACUGCUCGACGUCGAGGCCAAGCUGAACGGAUUCAACAGCACGGCGGAGUAUUGGAUUUACGAAUACGAAUGGGAGACAUUUCAUGGUGACCUCGAAUCGUUGUGGGAGUUGACGAAGCCUCUCUACGAGCAGUUGCACGCCUUCCUGCGGAAUGGGCUGGUCCAGAAGUACGCAGCCAAGUACGUCUCGUCGCAAGGACCGAUAUCCGCCCACCUCCUUGGAGAUUUGGAAAGUGAGUCGUGGUUCCAUGAAACUGGAGUAUUCUGGCCGCCUUCUUACGAUACCUCUGCUGUGGAUUUAAAGUUGCACAAGAUGAGCGUCAUCGACAUCUUCAAGCUCGCCGAAUCCUUCUACACGUCGCUCGGGUUCCCACCUCUGCCGCCCGCUUUUUGGAACAACUCGGUUUUGGAGGAGUCACCGGCGGAGAGCAAUCGGAUCUGCGACGCCUCGGCAUGGGACUUCUGCGACGGCCGAGACUUCAGAAUUCGGAUGUGCACGGAAAAAAGCCUGGAAGGUCUUAAGGGAGUAUUCCAUGAAAUGGGCCACGUGUACUAUUUCCAACAAUACGCCGGACUGCCUCACGUAUUUCGACAGGGCGCCAACUCAGGGUUCCACGAGGCCGUGGCAGAUGCAAUGGCUUGGCUGGCUUGUAGUCCCCAGCGCCUUCACAAGAUUGGUCUACUUGAUGGGAUAAACAAAGAACUCGGUGAGUCCAGAAUUUUUGAGUCCUAUACCCGCUGGUCUUUCCUCCACCAUUGA
This is a messenger RNA of Ixodes scapularis (black-legged tick), 861 nucleotides long. RefSeq names its product angiotensin-converting enzyme-like. Lineage: Eukaryota; Metazoa; Arthropoda; Arachnida; Ixodida; Ixodidae. The record is from RefSeq and is a predicted model, not a curated record. Gene Ontology annotation, cellular component: plasma membrane. Gene Ontology annotation, molecular function: metallopeptidase activity; peptidyl-dipeptidase activity. Bases 1 to 861 code for a protein of 286 amino acids. Gene Ontology annotation, biological process: proteolysis. The transcript is spliced from 6 exons.